UCCUAAGGACACGCGCCUUAUCCCAAACUCAACAGAGUCUACAACGUAAGUAGGCUAUUUUACUUAUAACUCCAUUACAAAACAUUUAAAAGAGAAAGCUUAAUUCAGUGCGACAUUAACGACCAAGUUUAAACAAAAGAGUGAAAACUUGUUGGAGACAUUGAAAAGCGGCCGAGCAUCUACAGGUGUCUGAGGAGACACGAGACGGACGGAGGACCGCACGCACCAGGCGCGAGCAAAGAGAAGCGGCCCACAGGAGCAGAGUACGACCCCCGGCCCAUAAAAAGUGUCACAGAGGGAAAAAAAGAGAGUGGGAGAGAGAGAGCAAUAGAGAGAGAGAGAGAGUGCGAGAGACGAGGCCGUCCCAAGUAUGAUGUCCUACAUAAAGCAGCCCCAUUAUGCUGUGAAUGGGUUAACACUGUCCGCUUCAGGAAUGGACAUGCUCCACACCGCUGUCGGCUACCCAGCCACUCCGAGGAAGCAGCGCCGAGAGCGCACUACCUUCACACGCACCCAACUGGACAUUCUUGAAGCACUGUUUACCAAAACACGCUACCCAGACAUAUUCAUGAGAGAAGAGGUGGCUCUGAAAAUCAACCUCCCAGAGUCAAGAGUUCAGGUGUGGUUUAAGAACCGCCGUGCUAAAUGCCGUCAACAGCAACAGCAGUCCAGCGGUCAGCCCAAGCCCCGUCCCCCCAAAAAGAAGUCCUCCCCAGCACCCGAGCUGACCUCUGAUCCUGGUGCCAGCUCCUCGUUGGCAGCUGCCCCUGUCCCAGCCGUGCUCUCUAGUGCCAGUGCCGGCACUGCACCUGUUUCUGUGUGGAGUCCCACUUCUCUAUCCCCCCUUCCUGAUCCAUUGUGUGGCUCCGGCACACCCUGUGUGCAACGCCCAGCUCCCUAUCCCAUGAGCUACGGUCAGCCCUCUGCCUACAGCCAGGCCUACAGCUCCUCUCCGUAUUUCAGUGGCCUGGAUUGCAGCCCGUACCUCUCUCCCAUGACCACUCAGCUGUCAGCUAAUGGGGGUGCUCUGUCUCCCCUCAUUGUGCCCUCCAUGGGCGGCUCGCUCAGCCAGUCACCCUCCCUCUCCUCCCAAGGAUACGGCUCCACCUCACUGGGUUUCAGUUCCUUAGACUGCCUGGACUACAAGGACCAGCAGGCCUGGAAGCUCAACUUCAGCACUGUUGACUGCCUCGACCAUAAAUUCCAGGUGCUGUAGAAAGUGAGGAGGAGAAAGUUAGGAAGUGAAGAACAAGAGCAAAGGAGAAAUUGGAGAAGAAAGUGUAGAGAGAAAGAAGAAUAAAUGAAAUAGAACUAUUGCUUGAAAUUCCGGAGACAUUUUGAUAAUGAACAGGAUUGAAUCAGCAGGAUUCAUAUGAUUUCAGAGAAGAAAAGGGGUGCCCAUUUUGGAACAGGUGUUCCUUUGAAAUUCAGAUCUGCUCUGUGACUGGUUGAAAUUGAAGGGACUCCUCGAGUCUACUAAUCAGUCAUCGUUAUUAACCAUUUACCU
Messenger RNA from Xyrauchen texanus (razorback sucker), 1507 nucleotides. Its product is annotated as homeobox protein otx5-like. NCBI's taxonomy places the organism in Eukaryota, Metazoa, Chordata, Actinopteri, Cypriniformes, Catostomidae. The coding region runs from base 371 to 1216 and encodes 281 amino acids. The transcript has 3 exons. Gene Ontology annotation, biological process: multicellular organism development; regulation of transcription by RNA polymerase II. Gene Ontology annotation, molecular function: RNA polymerase II cis-regulatory region sequence-specific DNA binding; DNA-binding transcription factor activity, RNA polymerase II-specific. The record is from RefSeq and is a predicted model, not a curated record. Gene Ontology annotation, cellular component: nucleus.